Pimephales promelas (fathead minnow) is the source of this 2612-nucleotide messenger RNA. The record is from RefSeq and is a predicted model, not a curated record. NCBI's taxonomy places the organism in Eukaryota, Metazoa, Chordata, Actinopteri, Cypriniformes, Leuciscidae.
CCUUGUGUGUGUAUGUGCUUGUAUUCCUGCGUAGGUGAUGGGAAAUAUGAGGGGGCUGUGUGACACAAUCUAAAGAGAUUCGGUUACAAACAGCUCCUCAAAGUGUGCAUGCUAUGUGAUACCUCGGCUCUUGUUCCAGAGAAGCAGUAAGAAGGCCUUCAGUGUUGUACAUGGCACACCAUCACUCGUUCAGAUCGCUAUGGGACUUCUCGCAAUUUCCUCUUUCCUCCUCUGCAGAAAAUAACAUUUUAAGAAUGAAGAGCAAAUGAGGACCAACAGCAAAUAAUAACUGGCAAAUUGUAUUUUAUUUUUGCCGUUCUUAUGAAAAAUGAAGAUCAUAUUUCUUGUGCUUCACAUUAGCAUGCUGCUACAUGUUGUUUUCUCUGCUCAGGGUCGUUUUGCUCAAAAAUUGCUGAAUGACCUAAUGGAGAAUUACUCGAAUGCUUUACGGCCUGUGGAGGACACAGACAAAGCUCUUAACGUCACUCUACAGAUCACACUCUCUCAGAUCAAAGAUAUGGAUGAAAGGAACCAGGUGUUGACCACCUACCUGUGGGUGCGUCAGAUCUGGCAUGAUGCUUACCUGAGCUGGGAUAAAGAUGAGUAUGAUGGACUUGAGGUCAUUCGAAUACCCAGCGAUCUUGUUUGGAGACCAGACAUCGUUCUGUAUAACAAUGCAGAUGAGGAGGACUCCUCUGGACCCGCAAGCACUAAUGUGGUGUUGAGGUAUAAUGGUGAGAUCACUUGGGACUCCCCUGCCAUUACUAAGAGUUCCUGUAAAGUGGACGUCUCUUAUUUUCCCUUUGAUAGUCAAGAGUGCAACCUUACCUUUGGCUCCUGGACCUACAAUGGCAACCAGGUGGACAUCACUAUGGGCAUGGAGAGUGGUGACCUUUCAGACUUUGUGGAAAACGUGGAAUGGGAGUGUCAUGGCAUGCCAGCUGUUAAGAACGUCAUUAUGUAUGGCUGCUGCUCAGACCCUUACCCUGACAUUACUUACACAGUCCUCCUCAAGCGGCGAUCAUCCUUCUACAUCUUCAACUUGCUUCUGCCGUGUUUCCUCAUCUCAUUCCUGGCUCCGCUGGGCUUCUACCUGCCUGCUGAUUCUGGGGAGAAGGUCUCUCUGGGGGUUACAGUACUGCUGGCUCUGACUGUAUUCCAGCUGAUGGUAGCAGAGAGUAUGCCACCUUCAGAAAGUGUUCCACUAAUUGGAAAAUACUACAUCGCAACAAUGACCAUGAUAACGGCCUCUACAUCAUUGACUAUCUUCAUCAUGAAUAUACACUUCUGUGGAGCGGAAGCAAAACCUGUGCCCCACUGGGCCAAAGUCCUGAUUAUAGACUACAUGUCAAAGAUAUUCUUUGUGUAUGAGGUAGGGGAAAACUGCACCACACCUGAAAGCGACAGAGGCCCAUUGUUCACUGAAGACCCGCUGGCUAGCCUGGAAAGAGAUGGGUAUUUUGACAAUGGGAUUUAUGGAGACUGUCAGCAUGAUGAAAGAAACCACGGUCAGUUUAAUGGGUACAAUCACAGAGACCACCAGCAUGGGAAUGGGUACCAUCCCAACAAAAGUGACUAUCAGCAACAUAGGCACCAGCAUCAAAGGAGGACCCGCUCAUCUUCAAAUUCCCCUAUCCGACAGAGUGCCCAUCAUCCGAAAUACACACACUACAUUGGUCGAGAUGGAAGCGAAAAGCUCCCACUGACAAGUCAGGAAAAACUAAAAGAUAGCGAAAUCUCAAUUCCAGAAAAACUUAGUGGAUACACCUACGAUCAUGGCAAUGGCUAUCUCAAUGGAGUUGGCUAUCUCCAUGAUAAUGGUUACGGCAAAACGUUUGGAGCAGAUAGAUACAGUAAGACCCCCACUGGCACAGGAAUUGUAUGCAUCUGUGGCCAACAUCAGAAAGUGAUGCAAAACAUUGACUACAUAGCUAACUGUUUCAGAGAGCAAAGAGCACACCAGGCAAAAGGGGCAGAGUGGAAGAAGGUUGCCAAGGUGAUGGACAGGUUCUUCAUGUGGGUGUUUUUCAUCAUGGUAUUCCUCAUGAGUAUCCUUGUCAUGGCCAAGGCAACCUAGAGCCAUUUACACAAUGCAAUCAAUUGAUUAUAUAAUGGGUAACUCUAUGUUUCAAAAGACCAUUUAGUGACUGAUUAUUCUUUUUUUCAAACAGUACUGUAAUUUCUAUUAUCCUGUAUUUGUCGGUAGAUGGGCUCACGUUCUACAUUCAAUGUAAAUUGCAAUUACAGCAUGAGUGUUAGUUGUUUGAAUGUCUCGCUUUCUUCAUUGUUUACUUUAUUUUUUCCACUGAAGAAGAUUAUCUGGUUGUAACAGUAAAAGAAAAGGCAUUAAUAUUUCAAGUGUAGACGUGUUCCCAUGUGUAUAUAGGGUAACACAAUCUUUGUCUGGCAUGGACACACAUUAAUAAUGCAUAAUUAACCUUGCACAUGCGUAUGAAACAGAGAUCCACACUAUCGCACAUUAAAAAUGCAUAAAUAGACCAGUCUUGAGUGCUGAACGAACACACACACAGUGCAAAACUUGCCUCCUUGACCAGUGCUAACAUCUACAUUCUGCGACUUCUAAAUUUACUAGUGUUAACUUAUUUAUUUGA